AUCGACCAAAUCAAAUCAAAUCGAAGAAAGCAAGAUGUUAUCAACUUCAACUUCUCAUCAUCAUCAUCUCAUCAAUUCUAUCAAACAGAACCUCAACAUCAAACCCCAAUCACUCUACAAACGUUUCUCAACCCAUUCAAUCACCUCCUCAUCCUCAACUUCCUCAUCAUCAAGCCUACCAAAAGACGGUUUAACAUUCCAAGACUUUGUAAAACUAAAUCCAAACCCAAUCCCAUCAACUUCGAUUCCUAAAGUACAUCAAAGAUUACCUAGUUUUUUAAAAACCGAAAUCCCAAGUUCACCUUCAUAUAAUAAAAUCAAAUCAGAUUUAAGAGGUUUAGGAUUACAUACAGUUUGUGAAGAAGCUAGGUGUCCUAAUAUUGGUCAAUGUUGGGGUGGAGACAAAGGUGAAGCUACUGCUACAAUCAUGUUAAUGGGUGAUACUUGUACUAGAGCUUGUAGAUUCUGUGCUAUUAAAACUUCUAAUCGACCUCCUCCACUUGAUCCGAACGAACCUGAAAACACAGCUGAAGCGAUCAGUAAAUGGGGAGUAGGUUAUAUUGUCAUGACAAGUGUAGAUAGAGAUGAUUUACCUGAUGGUGGAGCUCAUCAUAUUGCAGAAACCAUCCAAAGAGUCAAAUCAAAAGCGCCACAAAUCUUACUAGAAGCUCUAACGCCCGACUUUGCCGGUCCAAACCAAUUAACAUCUACUACUUUAAUUGCUAAUUCAGGUUUAGAUGUCUUUGCACAUAAUUUAGAAACGGUUGAAAGAUUGACUCCUUCAGUAAGAGAUCGUAGAGCAAACUUUCAACAAUCUUUAAAGACUUUAAGCUUUGCUAAACAGUUUGGUCCUAAUGGAUUGAUCACUAAGACUAGUUUGAUGUUAGGAUUAGGAGAAGAAGAUGAAGAGAUACUUGAAACUCUUAGAGAAUUAAGAAAGAUUGAUGUAGAUGUCGUGACAUUUGGUCAAUAUAUGAGACCAACCAAACGACAUAUGAAAGUUACUGAAUAUAUUACACCUGAUCGAUUUGAGAAAUGGAAGCAGAUUGCAGAAGAGAUGGGAUUCUUAUAUGUGGCUAGUGGACCAUUGGUUAGAAGUAGUUUUAAAGCUAAUGAAUUACUUAAGAGUUCAUUAGGUGAACGUUUAUUGAAGAAUCAAGCUUUCUAACCAUUGGGGGGUUCUCUUUGAUUUAGAUUUUCUUGUGGGUAUUGAUUUUUUUUGUAUAGGGUUUUGUUUUUUGGUUGAAAGAAUUUAAAUAUUAUUUUACAAUAUAUAUCAUUUAUUUGCCGUUUUUUUAUAUUCAUUUUGUCUUCCUCAUCAAGAUAUCAGAAUGCAAAUCAUUUUUAUCAUUGAAUGGAAUACACAAGAAGUUUGUUUUUACAAAUGAGUUUCUCUAAUAAAUGAUUCAUUUUUUUGAAUUAUAAUUUUUGAUAUGGUACUUGUAAUGAUUGACGGUUUUGAAUGAAGUCUAAUCGUUUUUGAUCUAAUUUUUCUUCACUCAUUCUAUUUAAUCCAAAACCAAAGAAAAUUAG
Molecule: messenger RNA, 1533 nt
Organism: Melampsora larici-populina 98AG31
Lineage: Eukaryota; Fungi; Basidiomycota; Pucciniomycetes; Pucciniales; Melampsoraceae
Exons: 6
Coding region: 35-1168 (377 amino acids)
Biological process (GO): lipoate biosynthetic process
Cellular component (GO): mitochondrion
Molecular function (GO): lipoate synthase activity; 4 iron, 4 sulfur cluster binding
Source: RefSeq, a predicted model, not a curated record